GUCAGAGAUACGGGUUUUCGUUUAAGUGGGUUGCUGUGGCACACUUAAUGUCUAGCGGGACAAGAAAUAUGACUUUGUAUGGUCGCGUCCUCGAUGUAAACAUUGAUUUUGGGGAUACUCACACUACUUCCGUUUUGGCUUUUGCCCUUUUUUAUUCAAUCGAUUAUGUUUUCCGAACAUUUCAACCAGAAAACAAAGAUGUUCAAAGUACUUAUGCUCUCACCCGGUUUCGAAAUUAUUCCAUUUCUGUUAUCCAUGCUGUAAUAUCUGGACUAAGUUCUCUUAUUUGCCUUUGUGCUUAUCCGGACCUCGUUUACAACAUUAUAGAGUCAGAAAAUGUAUUUGCAUAUCACAUUAUGGGGUUUGCAACUGGUUAUUUCGUUCAUGAUAUUUAUCACAAUAUUUGUGGUGGUGUGGGCCUAAGGUCUCUGGAAAUUAUACUUCAUCACAUAACAGUUUUAACCUGCUUCUUUGUUGUGUCAUCUUAUCGCAUUCUUGUUUGCUAUGCCUUAUUUGGACUGUUAAUGGAGUUGAACAGCAUAUUUCUGCAUGCUAGACAGGUCUUGAUAUUUUUGAAUAUUGCCCCGAGAUCAUUGGCAUACCGCGUGAAUGCAGUCGCAAAUAUUAUUACUUUUAUCAUCUUUCGUAUAUGCCUGACACUGUCACUUUUCGCUUGGGCAAUAAUAAACAGGCAUAAACUACCAGUUGUUGUCAGUUGGAUACUAAUUUCCAGUUUCACCAUAUUUACAAUCAUGAAUUUAGUUCUAUUCUGGCGUGUUAUAACAGCUGAACAACGUAUCUUACAGUCAAGUCAAUGUAAACCACUUGUAAAUGAUGGGAAAACCGAGUAAUUUUUUCUUUUUUUUAUAAUUAAGAUUUAAUUCAGUGCGUAUAUCCCUUUACAUUCUUAGUUUGUACUUAGUCUUCGAUUCCACAUUCGAUAGGUAUAUAUAUAUCGUUACACUGGAGCUUAAAUUUUCAAUAUAUUUUCAAUGUAUUUAAACAUGUCUCCUCUUUUACCAUUGUCUAAUUAUGUCUACAUUGAUUUGUAAAUAAACUCAGCGAACGUCAUUGGUGGUGGUGGUGGUGGGAAGUUAUUUUGUCCCACAAGUGUUCCUGUUUUUUUUUUUCUUCUUCUGUGUCUACGAAUGUUUCUUCCUCUCACGUCUUUCAUACCAAAAUGUUCAAAAUUUGUAUUUUUCACUACUCUUGUGUGUAACCAUUAAUUAGUGAUUAUUAUUGUUAUUGAUUAAUUAAUUAGUAUUAUUAGGAAUUAUACUAUUAACUGUCAUCGCCGUCGUCGUCGUAGUAGUAGUGGUACUACGAUGGGGAUUAAACAUCAUCAUACCAAUUCAUAACCAGUGCUCCUUGUUAUCUAUCUAUGUAUAAAGUUGAAUUCCGCAUAAUUCACAAAGCUAAAAUAUUGAACAGGAAUUUACCGCCGAUGGACUACUCUGUAAUUCUAUCAUAUUGUUGCAUUUUGCACAAAUCUAUUUUUGAAAUCGCGCAAUGCAGUUACCGGCACCUGAUACCAUAAAGUGGUGCUGGCUAUUAUUACUAUUAUUAUCAUCAUCAUUAUUAUUAUUACUAUUGUUUCCGAUUAUGCGAGGAAAACACUGGCUUCAUAAUGUCACCAUAUAUUGCCACAAUAUUUAUAUAUAUAUAUAUAUAUAUAUUUGCUUCAAUGUAAUUUCAUAUCGAUGUAUGUGAUAAACUCACCAAAAAAAUAUAAAAAUGAUGCUGAU
Molecule: messenger RNA, 1745 nt
Organism: Trichobilharzia szidati
Lineage: Eukaryota; Metazoa; Platyhelminthes; Trematoda; Strigeidida; Schistosomatidae
Source: the annotation of a GenBank genome assembly